Messenger RNA from Plectropomus leopardus (leopard coralgrouper), 3055 nucleotides. RefSeq names its product coiled-coil domain 40 molecular ruler complex subunit. Gene Ontology annotation, cellular component: cytoplasm; cilium. Gene Ontology annotation, biological process: epithelial cilium movement involved in determination of left/right asymmetry; heart looping; axoneme assembly. The record is from RefSeq and is a predicted model, not a curated record. NCBI's taxonomy places the organism in Eukaryota, Metazoa, Chordata, Actinopteri, Perciformes, Serranidae.
CGGAUGUUGUCGGUUGCUUAGCAACGUUAGUGCGCUGGGUUGUUAGUGGCAGUGCUACGGUGGUCCAAUGCAGAGCUCAGGAGGAGAGGGAGGAGAGGGAGGUGAGGGAGGCCCCAGCCAAACUCAGACAGACAGCCGGCCGCAUGACGGAGCUGAGGAGGCAGCGGAGGACUGUGGAGCGGCUGUCCCAUCUGCUCAACAGAAUCAGUCAGGACCAGAGCCUGAUGGCCAGACCCCUCAGCCUCACCCUGACCACAGUGAUGACCCCCCCGCAGCCACAAAUUCAGUGCAGCAAAAUGUUGCUCAGGUCCCACUGACACUUAACCUCUCAAACCUUAACACAACAGAGGACAUGGAGGUUCAGGAGCCACUGCUGGAGGACGAGGAUGAGCAGGAGGAGUUUAUAGUUUUGGACUCUGAACACCCUCUGGUCAGAAGGCAACAGGCUGCUCUCAGCAGUCAACUCACCAAGCAGCUGGAGAGGAUCAACCUGGAACUGAGGGAAAAGCUGGAAAUGGAGAAGGCAGAUGCCAGCCACAUGCAGGAGAUGAAUAUUGAGAUGUUCAGGAUUCAGGAGCAGCUGGCCAGACUCCAGACCAGGCUGGAUGACCGUCAUCACGCCAAGGCGCAGGCUGAGGCCAAACAACGGCAGGCUCAGGAUCAGCUGGAGGUGGUAAAGAGGCAACAUGCCAGUGUUUCUGGCCAAACUGCCAAAGCCAAAACCAGCGUGUCCCAGUUACAGACAGAGUUGGACAACCUGAAGCUGCAUCUGGCAUUCGCGCAGGGACUCAGUGAAGAUCUGCACUCUAAUGUCAAAGCCAUGAAGAACGCCACAAACAAAGCAGGAGCUGAGAGGAACCAGGCCCAAGACCAGAAACUGAAGCAGGAUCUAUAUGUGGAGCGUCUAUCAAAGGACAUGGAGAGGCUGACGCAGCAGAUUGCCAUGUAUGAGGCUCAGACCAAAGCUCAAGCAGAGGAGACGCAGGCAGCCAAAGAGACGCUCUCUGAGGCUGAGAUGCAGAUGGAGUCUGUGAUGAUGGAGCGUAAACAGCUGCUGCAGCAGUGGAGCAGCAACCUGCUUGGUAUGAGGAGACAAGACGAGGCCUUCAGCGCCAUGCAGGAGGCUGUGCGCACUGCCGAGCACCAGGUGGUCAUGCUGGACAGUGAGAUUGAGGGUUACAAGAAAUCCACAUCUGAAGAGCAGGACAAAAACGAGACUCUUACGAUGCAGCUGAACUGGUCCCAGGCAGACGGCGCCACCUCCAAAAAGCUGAUCAGUCAGAAGCAAGUCCAGCAGGAGGCUCUGCAGGCCCAAUACAGCACCUGCCUCCGCACUCUGAGGGAGACGGAGCGCACCCUCGCCAGGCUCAGUAAGGAAACCAAAACCCACCAUGAUGAAAUGAACAAUCAGAGGAGGCAGUUGGAGAAAGACAGUGCUCUCCGUCACGAGUUUGAGGAUAAGAUCACGACCUCCAUCCAGCAGAAGCUCACCCACAACCAGGCUGCAAAGUACUCCCAGCGACUCAUCAGCAGGGUAGCUGCACUCAAGAAGGACAAGAUCUCUCAGCUGUGGCAGCUGGAGGAUGAGAUAUCAGUAGUGGGACAGGAGAGCAGUGAACUCAGCCAACAGCUAGACAGCCUGACCCUCACCCAGGAAGCCCUGGAGGAGGAGAUCGCAAAGUACAACAAGUUAUUGACAACAAUCCAGUCCAAGAUUUCCUCCUUUGUGACAGUGAUCGGGCAGAAGCAGGCUGCCAUCACCAGCUAUAACAAAAAGAUCGGUCAAAUUGCAGCCAGCACUGGGCGUGAGGACCUGAGUCCUCUGCAAAUCAAGGUGGAGGCAUUAAUGGAUCAGAUCGAGGAGCUGGCGGCAAAUAUUAAGAAUGACAAGCAGCUGUGGAUGCGACGACAGGAGACUCUAGAAGGACUGAACCAGGAGAAAGGAGCUAACAGCAAGGACAUGCUCAAACUGCAGGCGGAGUACACGUGCAUGCAGCAGAAGAAAAUACGCUUGGAAAGUCAGAUUGAGGUUGUGCACCGUGACGAGACAGAGCUGGAUAAGAAUGUGAAGCUGCUGAGAGGAGACCUGCUGAAGCUCAGCACCCUGCUGAGCAAGCACGGACGGCUUAGCCAGGCACUGGAACAGGAGAACGCACUGAUGGAGACAGACUUCCUGCACAGACUCAAGGAGGCAGAGCGGGAGUCCAUCGAGCUGCAGAUGAAACAGGAGAAGACCCAAGAGGAAAAAGAAAGACUUCUCAACAGUCUGCUGGAGGCUGAGCGGCAGAUUCUGCUGUGGGAGAAGAAGACCAAGCUCGUAAAAGAGACUCGUUCAAUCGUGGACUCAGAAGUGGGCCAGGGAGAAAUCCAGAUGAUGAAGUCUGAGAUACACCGUAUGGAGGUUCGAAUCAACCAGCUGAUGAAGCAGCAGGAGCGACUGCUGAGGGAGAGUGAAGCAACAGUGGCGAGGAGGGAGACCAUCGUCCUGCGCAGGGAGGCCAUGAUGCACAGCUCCCACAAACAGACUACAAAGGGCGAGCUGAACCGUGUCAUACAGGGCCUGCAGCGCAAGAUCAAGGACACACACAAACACGUGGUAGAGCAGGAGCAGGUGAUCAGGGAGCUAGAGGAGAGCCAGAGGAGUGUGAGCGACAGGAUGAUGCAGCAGAAGGAGCAGCUGAUAGAACUCUGCAGCACUAGCUAUAUCCUCGACGCUGACUUCGGAGAUCUCCAGGACACCAAAGACAGGAACUUAGCCCACCUCGUGGCUCUGCAGAGCCGCGCCAAGAAGCUGCAGGGGGUGCGUGAGGGCAGCUACCAAGCCUUGUCCACCAGCGAAACCGUGGGAGCCUCCCUGCAGAGCCAGAUGGAGCGCGUGCACGCUGUUGGCACCAUCCUGCACCGUGUGUGUGAGGAGCUCCCCCAGCACCAGGGGGCGCUCCGCAGGCUGUUGCUGGCACUUGCAGCACGCACAGAGGCCCUGGAGCAGGAGGAGGCCAGAGAAUGAACAGAGGUUAGACACAUGACAGUGAGUACAGGAGGAGUAAAACAUGGA